GGGAGCUGCACUGGGGGGCUGCACUGCAUCCAAGGGCACCUUGCCUUCUUUUUUAUUCAUAACUUUUCCUCCUGAUCUGUCUGACUGUGUGGCUGCUGUGCCAGGGCUGAGAAGGUGGCCUGAAAGGAGGAACACGUGGCAGGGAGCAGGAGGUAAGGGCUGUUUCUGCUGGCUGAAAGAGUGCUGCUGAAAGAGAUGGCUGCAGACCCGUGUGCUGAGCAGGCCCGGCCUGCGGUGGCCAUGAGAGCCGGAGCCAGGCGCCGCCGCUGAGGCGAGGAGCGGGAGCGACCGCCAUGGCCUCGUCCCGCGGGGCCCGGCGCGCCGGCCCUCCCGACGGCGGCUGGGGAUGGAUGAUCGUCGCUGGCUGCUUCCUUGUCACUAUCUGCACCAGGGCCGUGACAAGGUGCAUCUCCAUUUUUUUUGUGGAGUUCCAGGCAUACUUUGGGCAGGAUUAUGCCAGAACUGCUUGGAUCCACUCCAUUGUUGACUGUGCUACGAUGCUUUCCCCCCUUGGGAGUUUAAUCAGUAAUCAUGUAUCCUGCCAAGUUGGUAUCAUGCUAGGAGGGCUGCUUGCGUCUACUGGACUAAUUCUGAGCUCAUUCGCCGCCAGUCUGGAGCAUCUCUACUUAUCGUUAGGAGUCCUCACAGGACUUGGGUUUGCACUUUGUUAUUCUCCAGCCAUUGCGAUGGUGGGCAAAUACUUCAACAAAAGGAAAGCACUGGCGUAUGGAAUAGCCAUGUCAGGAAGUGGAAUUGGUACCUUCAUCCUGGCCCCUGUGGUCCAGCUCUUAAUUGAACAGUUUUCCUGGCGAGGAGCUUUGCUCAUCCUGGGAGGUUUUGUUUUAAACCUCUGUGUCUGUGGUGCCUUGAUGCGGCCUAUUUCUCUCAAGGAGGAUUGUAAAACUGGUCCUGAGUUUCUUGAACAGAAUUAUGUCCCUGAAAAAGAGAAACAAGACUUAAAGCAAAUGUCCAUCUGUUCACCUUUAUUCAAAUUAUGGCCUCAUGAAUGUUUAUGCUACUGCUCAUGGAAGGAAUAUGACUUUUUGCUGAUGCCAGGCUUCAUGGUGCUGGCAGUGUCAAUUUUAUUUAUGGCAUAUGGUUGCAGCCCUCUUUUUGUCUACCUGGUGCCUUAUGCUUUGAGUGUUGGAGUGAGUCAUCACCAGGCUGCCUUCCUCAUGUCCAUACUUGGGGUCAUAGACAUCAUUGGUAAUAUCACCUUUGGAUGGCUCACAGACAGAAGGUGUCUGAAGAAGCAUCGGUACUUUUGCUACCUCUUUGCUGUGGGAAUGGAUGGCCUCUGUUGUCUUUUCCUGCCAGUUCUCCAAAGCUUCCCCUUGCUUGUGCCUUUCUCAUUCACCUUUGGCUACUUUGACGGAGCCUAUGUAACGCUGAUCCCUGUCAUGACAGCAGAUGUAGUGGGAACUUCUUUGUUAUCAUCAGCACUGGGUGUUGUGUAUUUUCUUCAUGCCAUACCAUAUCUAGUGAGCCCACCUGUGGCAGGUUGGCUUGUGGACACAACUGGCAGCUAUACUGCAUCAUUUCUCCUGUGUGGAUUUUCUAUGAUAUUUAGUUCAGCACUGUUGUGCUUUGCAAGACUAGCAAAGAAAAUCAAAAGAACACCUUUGCAGUCCCUCACUGGUAACAUGGCCUUGAAACAGCACAUCUGGACAAAUGGAGCAAUAGCUUAUUCUGUCACAGCAGAAUUAGACCAAAGAGAUGUUGAAUUUUUGCCUGUGGAUACAAACAGCUUCAGCAACAGGUGACAAGUGCUGUUGAGAUUCAGUAUGGCACAGCCUGAGACAGAUGUGGCUCUCUGGUGUUACACUGUUGAAGAUAAUUCUCCUGUGAAACAAGACAUCUCUCAAUUUGAUUUUUCUGUUGUGUUUUAGUUGGCUUAAAUCUACAUACAGCAACAGUAAUAUCAAGUUAAUGCAGUAAUAGAAGAAAGCUAGGCUGAAAAUAGAGUUUGUAGAUACAAGUGUUCACAGAUUUAUUUGGAAUGCAAUGCUGACUCCACAGGUAUUAGUCACCAAAACUGAACAAUUAUAUUUACAUUUAAAAAUAUUUUCAUUUUGUGGCCUAGUGUGUUUCAAUGGACUAAUCACACACACCAUGAAAAAAUCGCUGCAUUUAUCAGUCUGCACGAAACUCUUUGCAAAUAAGUGUUUCAAAUGCCAAAGUCAUCUGUUUAUUUUGGUUUAGUUUUGUGGGUUUUUUUUUUUAAGAAAAUCUGGCAGGAAACUGAUUUAUGCUGAAAGUAUCUCUGGAGCAGCUUUAAUUUUUACAAUGUGCCUGAACUUUGUACAUACGUUGCAGUUUAAUUUCAAAUAUGGUUUUAGACCUGCUUUCCUACAUGCUCUAUAGCAAAUUUUACUUUCUUUCUUUUUUCUUCUGGAUACCUUUAAAAUUUGAAUUUCUAAACAUUGACAUUCUGGGUAUGAUCUUUCAGCUGAUCCUUGUCUUGGAGGGUGGAAAAUGUAUUAUGGUGGUGAUGCCCGGAAAGGUUCUGCUAUCUGCACAGGAGUAAAUUUGUGCCAAGGAACCAGGCAUGCUGAUAGACAAAUGUGCUUUAACUGCAUUAAUUGGAAGAAGCCCAAAGGCAGCCCAAGAGACCAGAGAGGCUCCUGUGUUUUCAAACACAGAGCCUCUUCUUGUAAAAUCAGCACCUAUUAGAGAACUUUAGAGUCCAUGCAACCAGAAGGUUGAUUGCCCACCCCACAGGCUGAUAGUUGAGGGGAUGUUGGCAGAAUUGUUUCUGUGUAUUGCAGUGGCAAGUCUGUCUCCUUUCAGACCCAGAAGCUGCAUCUUCAGGUGAUGCCAGUUGCUCAUUUGUAUCAUCUGAAGAGCUAUCAGGUCACUUUUCCUUGAUGGCUAGAACACAAGGGCUGUGACUUGCUGACAGUUUCCUGCUAUUUGUGUGAGGACUAUAUUCCAGUUGGCUGCUUCACAGGAGCUAGGGAGUGAAUGUAGCUCAUGGAGUAACUUACUGAUGUGAUGGUCUAAUAAAUACUGGGAUUUUCUACAUUUCCAGAGUGAAAAUAUUGUCAGCACUGGAAGACUUUACAUUCUGCAAUACAAAUAGUUGCAGUGUUUUCAUGCUGCAUCAAACUAUAUUCUGUUCAUUAACAAAUUGAUCGGAGUCCAAAUAAUUUUCAUUUACACUGAACUAGUAGUUUUGUUGUGUGUUCAAUGGCUGCUCAUUUUGUGUAUCCUUUACCACUCUGUGCCUUGGAAGUGAAAGCAACAUAGGCUAAUGUUCAACAAUUUGAUUUAGACCAAGAGUACAGCCAUAGGAGUAUAAUGUAUUUAUAUAUAUAUAUACACAUACACACACAUAUAUAUGAAUAGCAUGUGUAUCAGGUAGUUUUGUUGUCCAAGUGUAUUUCAAAUAUAACAUAUUAAAAUUGUUUGUGUUUAAAUAAAGUGUUUCUUACUGUUCUGCUUCAGGAAUGUAGUCAGAGCCAGUAGCAUGAUCUAUGUGCACAGAUCAUGGAAUAAUUGAGAGGAAUGCAAAAUCUUUUUAAAGCUGAUGACAUAACUUUUCUUCAUCUCGGCAUGAAAACUGAGUCUUGGACCCCAGUUUAGUUUUUAACAUGUACUCAUUAAAUAAGGACAAUUUAUCCAUGGGUGUUUCUUAAUGAGCUAGGAAAAAUUAGGGAAAAAAUGAAUUGGUUUUAUUAAUCACUACUGAGGAAAAUAAUGUUUUAGAUUGUAAUACAAUAUUUUAAUAUUAAAAAAACUGAGAACAGUGUGGUCAACAAAAAUAUAAUUUAUUUUGAACAAGUUAUAAAUUGCCACUGUAAAUAAAUUUACAAAAAUUUAAUUACUUUGUUUACAUUGCAUCACAACACGUCACCUGUUGUUCAUGUCAGAACUGCAUAUUGUAGAAGUCUGUUGGAAUAAUGCUAUAUGCAUUUUUAUCAUAGUAAAUUAUACUGUGUAAUACAUUAUUAGCAUUUUUUUAUUAUUUCAAGAUUUUUUUCUUAUGCCUUUCCCUUUAUGUAUUUUAAGCAGUACUACUUCUUUUAAAUAUCUUAUUUAGCAGUUAACAUUUAACUGGUUUUAUCACAGACCUUUUGUAGAAAAUGAUAAAAUUCUUUCAGGGCUUUCCCAAACUGUCUCUGCUGUGAUUUAAGUCAAUGGAGAAAAGCUUAUAUACUGGAAUAAAGACUUUUGUGCAUAAAACACACUGGGAAAUAGCAGCCCUGUCAUGAAUGCCCCUGCUGAGAAACAAAGGAAGGAAGUGUAGCAGGAAGCGACCUGCAAAUGGAAGAAAUGGAAAUACAAUGCAGGCUGGGGAAGCAAUCAUGCCAAACUUCUAACUCCUGCUCCACACAACCCAGGCUGAACAGGACACCUUCAUCCUGCCAUGUGAAGUAUUUCAGGUAAUGCAGUAUAGAAAUCUCUGCCUUACAAUAAUUUUAAAGAAUGAUUUAUGGUAUUGGCAAUAUUUUUCUUCUGCGAUUAUAAUAUUCAGGCUGUUCUCCAUGGAGGGCACUUCCUGGCAUGGCUCAGUACAGGAAUAAGUCAACAUACGCAAGCUAGCUGUGAACAAUUUGCCAGAUGAACACUGCAUGUUUGAGGACUUAGGGAUCUUUUCCACCCUCAAUAAUUCUGUGUUCCCACCAACCCUGAUGGACACAAGCAUUGAUGGAUGUGAACUUGGCCUGGAGCACUGCACUGCUGAGCCUGUCUGACUUCCCAGGACAGUGUGGUGGGACUUGACUUAGGGUAACAUCUGUCCGACACAGAUUCUACCUCAGAUGGAUCCUGCCUGGGAUUAUGCUCUGUUCUGUGCAGUCCAUAGAAAUUCAAUGUAAGUGAAACUGCUUACAGCUGCUGAAGUUAUUCCAUCUGUCUCCAUUCCAUGAGGUUUGAAAUGGGGAAAUAAUAAUAAUUCUUUUGAAAUUAUUUAUAUUCUAGUGAUAAUCUGGAAGAUUUAAUAAAUAGUGCCUUGGAAAGUUGUGUGAAAGCGACAUUGGAAAAGUCAAGUACCUUCUGUUGAAAAAUUACUCUUUUUUUCAGAAAAAGCAUUCUUGAAACAUUCCUGUCAGCUUGGAUAAUAAUUUAUCUCCUGAAAGACAAAGGCUGUGUUACUAUAUGGUGAAUGUAUUUUAUAUUGCCACAACAAUGCCUUGUUUUCUUUCUAAAAUGUUACAAAUUUAUAUGAGAAGCUUGUUUAACUUAAACUGUAACACUACUUCACGUUGAGUAUAGCAAAGUCCUUUGUGGGGUUUGC
This is a messenger RNA of Catharus ustulatus (Swainson's thrush), 5239 nucleotides long. RefSeq names its product solute carrier family 16 member 12 (gene SLC16A12). Gene Ontology annotation, molecular function: monocarboxylic acid transmembrane transporter activity. The record is from RefSeq and is a predicted model, not a curated record. Bases 294 to 1763 code for a protein of 489 amino acids. NCBI's taxonomy places the organism in Eukaryota, Metazoa, Chordata, Aves, Passeriformes, Turdidae. The transcript is spliced from 7 exons. Gene Ontology annotation, biological process: transmembrane transport; monocarboxylic acid transport.